Molecule: messenger RNA, 624 nt
Organism: Colletotrichum spaethianum
Lineage: Eukaryota; Fungi; Ascomycota; Sordariomycetes; Glomerellales; Glomerellaceae
Product: tyrosine--tRNA ligase, cytoplasmic
Exons: 4
Coding region: 1-624 (207 amino acids)
Molecular function (GO): oxidoreductase activity
Source: RefSeq, a predicted model, not a curated record
AUGUAUUCCGCCACCAUUGUAGCUGCGGCCGUUGGCCUGCUGAGUGCGACGGUGGUCGCAUCACCUGCCGAGACUCACGAUAUCCUCGCGGACCUCCAGGACCGUGCCAUGGCUGCUCUCGCUGAUUCAAGUGCUGGCAACAAGCGCAGUAGCUGCAACAUCUUCAACGCUCGCUACCGCCGGGAUUGGGAAUCUUUCUCGUCCGAAGAGAAGAAAAAUUACAUAAAUGCCGUCCAGUGCAUGUUGACGUCGCCAUCGAAGUCCGAUCCCGAGUUCGCCCCCGGUGCCCGCAACCGAUAUGACGACUUUGUCGCUGUGCACAUUAACCAGACCACCCAAAUUCAUGGAACUGGCAACUUUUUGACGUGGCAUCGCUACUUUGUCUGGGCCUACGAGGAGGCUUUGCGGAAUGAAUGUGGCUACAAGGGCGCCCAGCCAUACUGGAACUGGUUAAAGAACCAGGACGAUCUCACUAAAUCCUCUGUCUUCGAUGGAAGUGACACCAGCCUGAGUGGCGACGGUACCUACCUCAAGCACAAUGGUAGUGUCAGUGGUGCCGGCGCCAUCUUUUUGCCCUCAGGCAAAGGUGGAGGUUGCGUCUCAACCGGCCCUUUCAAGAAGUAA